CAGACUGGAGCUCAGCAGUGGCAGUACACAGGCGCACAGUUUUGUGAGAUUCAUACACUUUUGGGUUUAAAGCCUGUGCCACUCAGUACACCGAGUAGAACUGAGACCAGGUUGGGCACGGUGGCAGGGGCUGGUUCAUGGCAGUGGGGCGGGCGCCUGCCGUCUGUGCCUCCGCAGCGAGAGGGACGCUUCAGUUUGGGAUGGGGUUGGGGUUGGGCCGCAUGGGCACGGACUCAGAGGGCGGGUGAGCUGAGACCCUGGGUGCCUGCUGGAGUCGGACCUGCGGCGGCAGGAGAACGUGGGGGCAUGAGAUGCUCGCUUCGCUUCUGCGUGGUCUUGGGAUCCCUGGCCCUCCUGUUCCUCACAUCGCUCUUCUUCUCCUACUCGCUGAAAGGAGGAGUUGGCUUGCCUUACUUGGAACCCCCGGGAUGGGAAGAGUCACACAGGGUUAAGCUAGUGCCCAGCUACGCCGGAUCCCACCGGGUCGUCCCGGCUGAGAGCUCCCAGCAGAAGACAUGUGCCUGCUCUCAGUGCGUGGGUGACCCAGGCGUUUCUGACUGGUUCGACGAGAACUAUGACCCAGACAUCUCGCCCGUGUGGAUUCGGGACAACAUCCAACUGCCUUCAGAUGUGUACUACUGGUGGGUGAUGUUGCAGCCUCAAUUCAAACCCCACAACAUCCAGCAAGUUCUACAGAGGCUGUUCCAGGUCAUUCCAGGCCGUUCCCCGUACGGUUCGUGGGACCCUGCCCGCUGUCUGCGCUGUGCCGUGGUGGGGAAUUCGGGAAACCUCCGUGGGGCAGGUUAUGGUUCGGUGAUCGAUGGCCACGACUUCAUCAUGAGGAUGAACCUGGCUCCCACUGUAGGGUACGAAGAGGAUGCCGGCAGCCGUACCACACACCACUUCAUGUACCCAGAGAGUGCCAAAAACCUGGCGGCCAACGUUAGCUUUGUGCUGGUGCCCUUCAAGACUCUCGACCUGUUGUGGAUCACCAGUGCCCUCUCCACCGGCCAGAUCCGCUUCACUUAUGCUCCAGUGAAGCAGUUUCUGCGUGUGGAUAAAGACAAGGUCCAGAUCUUCAACCCAGCUUUCUUUAAAUACAUCCAUGACCGCUGGACACGUCAUCAUGGCCGCUAUCCCUCCACUGGCAUGCUGGUGCUGUUCUUCACUCUACACGUAUGUGAUGAGGUGAAUGUAUUUGGUUUUGGGGCGGACAGCAGGGGAAACUGGCACCACUAUUGGGAGCAGAACCGCUAUUCUGGAGAGUUUCGCAAAACAGGUGUCCAUGAUGCAGACUAUGAGGCCCAGAUCAUUGACAAGCUGGCCAAAGCUGGCAAGAUCUCGGUCUUUCCUGGAAAGUGAAUCUGGGCUCCAGGAGCAAAGAAAUGGACCAACUGAUGGACUACCAUAAACAAAACCACCCAUUAUCCACUUGACACACUUAGUGUGCCUGUUAAACGCGAUCGAAAAGUAAUUUUUCAUGAUCUUAUUACCAUUCUAUGCUGUCCCGAGUGGACAGGAUUUUGGGCAGCAUCCCUCACGAUGUGGUGAUUUGAGAGGAGACACUAGUACUAAAUGAACUAAUGUGCUUUUCCUUGCAAGCCUACCUCAACUAGGACAAGCAACGUGACUUGGCAAGGAUCACCAAUAUCUCACCACUAAAUAGCAUGUUAGGUAUAUGUUCUGGGAAUGGAUUUGGCUUAUAUUUAUGACUUUCGUCGAAUAGUGAUGAUGCGGGAACUCAAAUCUCAUGCCGAGGCCAGGUAGAUGAGUGAGACCAACAAUCACCAUAGUGUAUCAUAGUACUCUAGUAGUUCUCUGUUGAUUCGUUAAAGAGAUAGUUGACCCUAAAAAUUUAAAUUGUCAUCAUUUACUCUGCCACAUGUCAUUCCAAACCUGUAUGGUUUACUGUCUUCUGCAAAAAGGUUAUUUUGAAGAAUGUUUGAACUGUUUAUGUCAAUGAGGUCAAUGGGGUCUAAAGUAGUUUUUGCUACAUUAUCUUAACAGAAUAAAAAGUCAUACAGGUUUGGAAUGAAAUGAAGUUGAGUAAAUUACACAGUUUUAGUUUCUGGGUGAACUUUCCCUUUAACUAAAAGCUUGGCUAGUGGCAGGUUGUUUCACUAGCGUUAUAGCACUGCAGUUAGACUCCUCACAUCACCAGGUGCAUGUGGCUAAGUGGACUUCAAAGUUUGUGCUGUUAAACCAAGCUGUAGUCCUAUAAGAUAUUUUAUGUUUUGUUGUUCGUGUUUGAAAUGUUCAUGCUAACAGUUUGUGAUCACUGUGUGCGCACAGCAGUCUGAACGACCUUGUUUUUUUGGUUCGUUUCUGUUUUUGCUAAUUAUGUCUGAGUACUGAUCAUUCCUCUGGUCUGGGAAGGAUGGACCGAUAGACGACACCAGGAGCUAAAACCACUGACGCAGUCCAAUAUGAACACAUAUGAGCAAUAUAUUAAGUACAUGUGGAGUAUGUUUAGAAACCAAUGCUACUAAAGGUGUGGUGAUUGUUCUAGAGAUUCACUGUGAACAGUGGUAGAGCUUCAUUGUUGAUCUUCAGCACAUUACUAAAUUUAAUGUAAUAGUGUUAUAUAAUGGAAUACGACAGAAAAAAAAGUUUUCCAUUGUGAGAAACCGAAUAUAAGCUUUCAUUUAUGAAGCCUGAUGUAUUGCGAUACUUUUUAUGACUAGCUGACAGACAGAUCUUGAAGUUCUGGUGGAAUUCAUUGAUAAGCGUUUUCUUGAAGUCAUGUAGACACUUCUUUGCUGCUGUUCAGUCAUUUACCAUCAACAAUAGGUGAUUUCUUUAUAUUUAUUGUCAAAUUUGUAUAGUUGUCCUUGCAUAAUUUUUCACAUUAUAAAUGUUGUAGACUAUACAAACGAUAAGUAGAAAGAUCCACUUGAAUGACAAAAGCUUUCUACGGAGCCCCUAAAGUGACGGGGAACGUAUAUGAGAUAUAAGUAAAAUUUAAUUUCAGUGCUUUUGCAUUCUCUUACAAAUUUUUUAAUUCCCCAAAGAAACAUUGUGCUAGCUGGCAAAUUGUUUGCUUGAGAAACUUUGUGGUACCUUGCAAAAUAUUUGCAUUCCCCAGAGAAAUGUUGCAUUAUUUGACAAAAUAUUUGUGUUCCCCUAAGAAAAAUGUAUUUACUUUGAAAAUUAUUUGCAUUCCCCCAAGAAACUUUGCGCUAGCUUGCAAAAUAUUUGUGUUCCCUUAAAAAUUUUUGCGUUAGCUUGCAAAAUUUCUAAGUGGUUUGUGAAUGAAGCAAGCAAAAAUAACCAAACAAACAUUAUUUUAUUUUAUAUUUUAUUAUAUUAUAUUAUUAUAUUAUAUUUUAGUGAUUUUAUGUUGUUUUGUAAAUGUUUCGUGUUUUCUCUGAGAAACUAGGUUGCGAUAGGUUGCAAAUUGUUUGCCUUCCCCCAAGAAACUUUGAGUCGUUUAUGUGUUUAAAGUUCUUCUGGAAAAUGUUUUGAUGUUUUGAAAGUUUUGAAAGCGAAUGCAAAGUUUCUCUGGGAACAGAAAUUAUACUUCAAUUCUCUUAUGUUCCCUUGAGAAACUUGCGUUCAAACACAAGAAUUGUGACAUGAAAGCACUGAAAUAUGAAUUUUCUUCCAAUCUCAGAUUUUUCCCCUUCACUAUGUCCGUAGAUUUCUGCUUCGGCCGAGUCAAUGUGUUUCAUGUGCAGUAGUUCUUUUACCAAAUGUAGACAUAUUUCAGUGUGUAAAUUCACACACGUUACAUGCUUGCGUGCCUUGUCCUCUUUUCUGGAAAUGUCCUCUCUCCAGAGCACAGCUAACCUCAUUAUAAGAUGCAUAAAAACGUGCUAUUAUUCCUUUAGUCUUCUUACAGAGCAUUUAUUGACAUACAAAUCUGGGCUCUAAAAUAGGGCAUAGAUCGUCUACCCACCAGCUGUCCUCCACCCACACGAUUCGUGGCUUCUCCUGUGCUCCACCACCUCAUCCUCUUGUCUGUUUGAACUAAGCUGAGCGCCGUGCCUUCAGGAUCAGGGUGGGAAAAGCUCUCACCUGAAAACUUUCUCCCCUCUUGAUUUUAAGAGCUACCUACCUGCAUUCACUGUCACUUCUGAAAAGUCUCCCGAGCCCUUAGAAAAUCCUGACCUGUGGCACACGAGUGCUUUUAUACAUUGCCAAUAAAGCAUAAAUGUCUUUUGACGGUUAUAUACCUGGUGAAUAUUAAAUGCAAAAUGCUGCAGUGGCUUUAUUAUAUUUAAGCCUAUUCUGAGGGAUUAUUAUUGGGCAUUUCACAGUGAAAUUCUAAUAUCAUAGAUGCAUAGGAUGGCUGCCCUCUCAUAGGUAGAAUAUUGAGAUGUGCAGUUGGUCACCAAAGAGUUUUAUUCCAUUACUAAUCCUUUUGUUUUUGUUGUUCGAUGUUUAUGUAUUCCUCUGAAAAUAUGGAUUAAGGAAAAUAAAGUUGGCCCGUGUUGUUCUUGUAUUAGUCUUAACAGUAUUCAUUAAUCCUACAUGGUACCAGUUUGCGAGGAGGGAUGUUUCUCUUCUUGUUUUCGUGCCACAGGAGGAUCGUAGCCUGCUGAGAGAUAUUCAGGCAAAUCUACUCAAAAUGGUUUAUGAAAGACUACAUUAUGUCCACCUUCUCUGUUCUCUCCAUUUAAAAUGUUCUGUGGCCAAAUUGCAUGACUAGAUCAAUUCCAAAUUGGCUUGUUUUCUUUAUGCUUUCCUUGCAAAUGUUCUCAGCACUAAAUUGUCUGUCUUCUUGUGGAUCCGUAUUGUCACAUUGAGAGAGCUUUUUUUUUAGGACUUUGUAUCAUCUUUGUAUCAUCUGUUCUUGAAUUGUUUGUAGGAUUAUAGGAUGCAGAGUUGAAGGCUGUAAAGUUAAUGGCAUUAAUAUUACAGAGCCUGUUAAGACUAAGAUUUUUUUCUUUGCUGCUUUUUCCAUAAUCAUAAACAUGAUUGUGCCUCCAGGAUAGAUAUGUUGAGUGAAUGAUGCAAUUUCAUCUUGUUUUCUUGACCUUUAUCAAAGGCUUUAAGGUAGAUCCCUCUAUUCCAUUUGAAGAAAUAAUUAAUAAAAUACAAUAAAAUGACAAAAACAUGAAGUUAAAAAUGAGGCUACAGUAUUACGACUCCACUUUCAACUUUCAAUCCUGUUCUUCUUGAAGGAACCCACAGACUGUACAUAUCCUCGCUGUGACACUGUGUUUGCUCUCAUUAACUUCUCAUUAGUGUUGAUAUAGUGACUAUUGGUCAGUGUUCUCUUUCCUUUCACAACCUCAGUCUUUGUGUAAUUCUGGACUGUUUUUAUCUUUAUGCUACUGUAAGAAAUAAACCUGUUUAAAAUUG
This is a messenger RNA of Carassius gibelio (silver crucian carp), 5307 nucleotides long. RefSeq names its product CMP-N-acetylneuraminate-beta-galactosamide-alpha-2,3-sialyltransferase 2-like. The record is from RefSeq and is a predicted model, not a curated record. The transcript has 6 exons. Gene Ontology annotation, molecular function: beta-galactoside (CMP) alpha-2,3-sialyltransferase activity. Lineage: Eukaryota; Metazoa; Chordata; Actinopteri; Cypriniformes; Cyprinidae. The coding region runs from base 307 to 1362 and encodes 351 amino acids.